This is a messenger RNA of Aspergillus pseudoviridinutans, 747 nucleotides long. RefSeq lists its product as uncharacterized. The transcript has a single exon. The coding region runs from base 1 to 747 and encodes 248 amino acids. Gene Ontology annotation, molecular function: oxidoreductase activity. Lineage: Eukaryota; Fungi; Ascomycota; Eurotiomycetes; Eurotiales; Aspergillaceae. The record is from RefSeq and is a predicted model, not a curated record.
AUGUCGCUUAAGCCGCUGUCAGAGACAGUUGUCCUGAUUACAGGCGCAAACCAAGGCCUUGGCUAUGAAUGUGUGAAGAAGCUCGCCGCGGAACAAUCCAACUUUCGCAUUCUCGUCGGAUCCCGAGAUCCUAUAAAAGGCGAGGCAGCGGUAGCGCAGAUACCAGCGACUGCCAGCAAUACACGGGUUGAAGCUAUCCAGCUCGACAUCAAUUCCGACGAGUCAAUUGCUGCUGCUGUCAGUCUCGUUGAGUCCAAAUAUGGACGAUUGGACGUUCUUUUCAACAAUGCUGGUAUCAUGUUCGUGAGGGAACAAAGUGUUCGUGCCGAGUUCCGCAGUAUUUUGGAAACCAACACUGUCAGCGCUGCCUGUGUUACGGAAGCCUUCAUUCCCUUGCUCAGAAAGGCUGCGGUCCCUCGGCUACUCUUCAUGUCUUCCGGCCUGGGGUCUAUGACUCUAGCAACCCUUCCUUUUUCGCCAUAUUACGAUUGUGAUUUCAAAGCCUAUUCAGCCUCCAAAGCUGGACUAAACAUGAUUGGCCUUCUGUAUGCGAAAAAAUAUCGUGGCGAAGGUUUCAAGGUCAACCUCAUCGACCCGGGUUUCCGAAAGACAAAUUUGAACGGCUUCAACAACAGUGGUGGAGAUCCCGCCGAUGGUGCCGUGGAGGCAUGCCGUCUCAUUGCGGAUGACUCGAAAGACGGCCAACAUGGCACUUUCACAGCCACUGAAGGUCUCACACCGUGGUAA